Austrofundulus limnaeus is the source of this 498-nucleotide messenger RNA. RefSeq lists its product as uncharacterized. The record is from RefSeq and is a predicted model, not a curated record. Gene Ontology annotation, molecular function: nucleic acid binding; zinc ion binding. Lineage: Eukaryota; Metazoa; Chordata; Actinopteri; Cyprinodontiformes; Rivulidae.
GAGCUACAAGAGCGGCGAGGCUUCAGAGCUACAUUUGAGGAUAUGGUCAACUUCCUCGAGCGACAGAUAAAGAUCCUGUCCCAUCCAUUGUUUGGAGACAUCUCUGACAACAAGCCAAACCCUGUGAUGAGAAGAACACAUAAGAACAGAACAACAUUAAAGGUCAACACGAAAGGCAGCAGCUUUGUUACCUCCAUUUCAGCCCCUGAAAACCCCAUUUCUGUUCCAACAAUUCACAAGCAGACAACAGCUGCUAAUAAUCUUCUUCUGGAAACUUGUCUUUAUUGUGAGGAGUCUCAUUUAAUAUCAAAGUGCCCAAAACUGCAAAGGAUUUCUCAUAAGGAGAAAAUGGAAUUCCUGAAAGGAAAAGGAGCAUGUUUUGGAUGCCUGAAAGUAGGCCACAUGAGUAAGGAGUGUAGGAAUCGUCUUACCUGUGACAAAUGCCAUCUAAAGCAUCCCACCCUUUUGCAUAUAAAUAACAAAGAACCAUCAAUAAGC